CUCUCUCCGCCAUUUCCAUUUCCAUUUCUAGAGAGAGAGAGAGAGGAUGUACGGAUUCACGAGCGUGGCGAAGGGUGAUCUGGAGGAGGGGACCCUCUAUCCAGGGCUCAGCUACGGCGAGAACGCGCUCCGAUGGGGAUUCAUCCGCAAGGUCUAUGGAAUCCUGGCCGUCCAGAUCCUCCUCACCACCAUCGUCUCAGCGGCCACCGUAUUGUACGCUCCGAUCAACGAGACGCUGACGGGGAGCCCGAACCUCACCCUCGGUGUUGCGAUCCUGCCCCUCUUCCUGUUGUGCCCCUUGUAUUCAUAUCGGCAGAGUCAUCCAUUGAAUUUUAUAUUCCUUGGACUGUUCACACUUUGCCUGAGCAUAAGCGUUGGAAUUGCCUGUGCUAACACAAAAGGAAGAAUUGUGCUUGAGGCAUUGAUUUUAACAUCAGCUGUGGUUUCUGCCUUGACUGGCUAUACUUUCUGGGCUGCAAAGAAGGGCAAGGACUUUAGCUAUCUUGGACCCGUUCUAUUUGCAGGACUUACUGUCCUUAUCCUGACUAGUUUUAUCCAGAUAUUCUUCCCACUCGGGCCUAUGUCAGUCGCCAUCUAUGGAGGACUGGGAGCCAUCCUUUUCGCUGCAUACCUCGUGUAUGACACAGACAACCUGAUCAAGCGCUACACAUAUGACGACUACAUCUGGGCGUCGGUUGCUCUCUAUCUGGAUAUCCUCAAUAUGUUCCUUCACCUGUUGCAGCUACUGAGGAGCUCCGAUGGGUAGAGUUGCACUCACCCUCCACUCCACUCAACAGUAUUCUUAUUCCUAUUAUUGACUUGUAAGUAGCACCAUCUACCUUUUAGAUGCUUGAAAUUGUAAACAAAGUCGAAUCGGGCCCCACGCAUCAAGACCUAAUCAGGUUUGUCAGUGUCAUGUGUGAGUGGAAAGACCAGACCUUCGCUGUCUGUUUGUGUAUGCUUAGUCUCCAGCUGUGAAAAGGAAACUUGUCCUUCGGAAAAGGAAUAUGUUGUUUCUAUAUGGAAUUGCUCCCCCUGUUUCAC
This is a messenger RNA of Magnolia sinica, 1044 nucleotides long. Its product is annotated as BI1-like protein. The transcript is spliced from 4 exons. The coding region runs from base 47 to 766 and encodes 239 amino acids. Gene Ontology annotation, cellular component: membrane. The record is from RefSeq and is a predicted model, not a curated record. NCBI's taxonomy places the organism in Eukaryota, Viridiplantae, Streptophyta, Magnoliopsida, Magnoliales, Magnoliaceae.